Coccomyxa subellipsoidea C-169 is the source of this 276-nucleotide messenger RNA. RefSeq lists its product as hypothetical. The coding region runs from base 1 to 276 and encodes 91 amino acids. Lineage: Eukaryota; Viridiplantae; Chlorophyta; Trebouxiophyceae; Coccomyxaceae. Gene Ontology annotation, cellular component: nucleus; cytosol. The transcript has 2 exons. Gene Ontology annotation, molecular function: protein-N-terminal glutamine amidohydrolase activity; protein-N-terminal asparagine amidohydrolase activity. The record is from RefSeq and is a predicted model, not a curated record.
AUGUCGCAGCUACAAUACAUGUACACGCCCUACUUUUGCGAGGAGAACAUCUACAAGCUGUGCCAGCAACUCACUGGGCAACAAGACUAUGAUGGAGAGCUGUUCGCUGUCUUCAUCUCGAACAGGGAAAAGCUGGUACCCAUCCUUCGACAAACGGUAGAGGAGAACACGGGUGGCGCGGUUGUGUGGGACUACCAUGUGAUAGCUGUGGAGCGGACUCGUGGCACGUCCAGGGUGUACGACCUGACCAGGUGCUGUGACAGGGCACCCGAGUAA